GUUGGGUUAUGUUUUUUUGUUUUUGCCGGAGAGUUUGUGUUUCAAAGUACUCACACAGAUUUUUAGAAUAAAUUAACUUUUUUUUAUAAACAUGGAUAAUAUUAAACAGCCUGAGAGAAAGAAUUUGAAAAGAAACUCUGCUGAAAAAUCUAUAAAAGGUGAUAAAAGCGUAAAGAAAUGUUCCAAGACGAAACCUAACCUCAAAAACACUGUUGCAAAAACAAAAGGCAAGAGGAAGACUGUACGUAUAACUCAAGCAAAAUUAGACGAGGCUAUGGAAGCUCUUACUGCGACUCCGCAACUAAAACCAAAGUGUUGCUUCCGGUCAUCACUAAAUGGCCCCAUGCAGAACUAUCCACUGAUGUCUUGCAAUAGUAUUCUCAAGGCUAUGCAGAAAUGCAUUGAUCAGCAGGAUUGGGGAUCUUUCUGCAAAUACAUGCUUCAUUUGGGAACAAAGCAGACUGACGACAGAUUCCUGUUCAUCCACUUGAAGUUGGCAAUUCUCGGUCUUACAUUUGAUCCUAUAGCCAAGAAAAAUAAUUUGUUGACCGAAUUUGUAGAAGCUAUUUUGAAGCACUGGCACUUAGCCGGAAAAGUAUCCGAAGAUGAGGCAAGAAAAAAUAUCUUUUCAAUCCUCUAAUAACCUGGUAUCGAAAAGCUAAUAAAGCACACACAAAACAUCUUUUAUUGAAUUGUACUACGUGAAUUUGAUAGAGUGGCUACUAUCAAUGGAGCCGAAGAAAGUUAACAAUCUUACAUCAUUUGAACUAAUCGGGGAAGCAUUUCACUCAUCAGGUGUGUAAAUAUAAUUUUGGGAAAUUCUCAAGGGGACUGAAAAUGGAGGAAGAUUCAAUAUACGAUAAGAUAAAUGAUUGCCUAUAUAAAAUUGAACUCUGUGUUGAACAUCGCAAAUUCAGCAUUCACAUUUAGAGGAUUAUUAAUCGGGAGCACUAACCAGUUACAAAAAUGACGGUGAUCAAAGUGAGUGUGAUUGGAGUAAUUCUCUGCCUUCUUGCGACUGUUAAAGGUUUCCCAUCAUCAGAUGUUAGUGUUCGACUUGUGGGCGGUUCAAAUGCCGCUCCUGGCCAAUUUCCACAUAUUGUAUCAUUGAGAACACCUGCAAAUGUUCACUUUUGCGCUGGGAAUCUUGUGUCUGUUUCUUGGGUCCUUACUUCUGCCCACUGUACUGUCGGACGUGCAGACGAUGGAGUGAUGGUGGUCGCAGGGAGUGUAAGACUGAGUAGUGGUGGCAUGGAACGUCAGAGUCAACGAAUUAUAAAUCACGAUCAUUUCAAUGCCAAUACAAUGGCCUAUGAUAUUUCUCUGAUCCACACAGCCAUGCCUUUUCCUGUCACCACAAGUAUUCGACCGAUCGCAAUGGCCAAUUAUACUCUUCCGGCUGGGAGAACUGUUGUCCUCUCGGCCUGGGGGCACACCUCGUACCCUGGCGGUCAUCUGGACGACAACUUGCAGUGGCUGCUCGUUUCAACGAUCUCAAUGAGUCAAUGUCGUAAUAUGGUACCUGAUAUCGAUGAAUCCUUUGUACAUGACAACACAGUUUGCACUAUGCGUGGAACAUCUGGCUUUGGACUGUGUUUGGGCAAUAUGGGUGGUAGUCUGCUUGUUGGGAACACCCUUGCAGGUGUGUCUUCCUGGCAUGUUGGAUGUGCUAUUGGAUAUCCAGACAACCAUGCCCGUGUGGCUUCCCACAUCGCCUGGAUUCAUUCCACAAUGAUCGGAGGCUAAAUAAUAAAUCAUUUUGAGAAUAUCCCCAA
Molecule: messenger RNA, 1775 nt
Organism: Phlebotomus papatasi
Lineage: Eukaryota; Metazoa; Arthropoda; Insecta; Diptera; Psychodidae
Product: chymotrypsin-1-like
Exons: 5
Coding region: 967-1746 (259 amino acids)
Biological process (GO): proteolysis
Molecular function (GO): serine-type endopeptidase activity
Source: RefSeq, a predicted model, not a curated record